Molecule: messenger RNA, 2368 nt
Organism: Vicia villosa (hairy vetch)
Lineage: Eukaryota; Viridiplantae; Streptophyta; Magnoliopsida; Fabales; Fabaceae
Exons: 1
Coding region: 108-1895 (595 amino acids)
Biological process (GO): cell surface receptor signaling pathway
Source: RefSeq, a predicted model, not a curated record
UAUUACUCUAUUUAUUAUCACCCAGAACAUAUUCAAGUUCAUUCACAGUAGCAAAAUAUAACACCACAAAUACAAUCUUCUUCAAUUUUCCAUUCUCUGUUUCAGCGAUGAAAAGUCUUAAUUCUAAUUCUAAUAUCCCUAACUCUAAGCUAGAAGAUGAAAAGAGUCUUAAGGAGGAGCUUUUGAUUCCGAUUCUAAUGGCAGACCAAGUCAUGAAAAUGGCACAGGAAGCUAAAUCAUCCAAGCUGGAAUGUCACGAACUAGCUACGAAGGUGGAGAUACUCUGCGAAAGUCUCCGAUGUGUAGUGCGAGCGGUGGAAGCGAACCACAAAUCGUUGAACGAUAUACCAAUUCGUCGCAUGGUGAGAGAAGUUUCAAAGAAUGUUGAAAAAACGUUCACACUGGUGCGGAGGUGCAAAAAGCAAGGAGGUAUUGGUGUGCUGAAGCACAUGUUAACAAUGAGGUGUAAUGGUGAUUUUCGGAAAGUCUGCAACCUUCUAGAAUCUUCUAACGGUGAUAUGUUGUGGUUGUUGAAUAUCUUUGAGUCUAAAGGGACUGAUCUUUCAAUCCCUCCUAUUGCCUGUAAUGAUCCAAUAUUGGCUUUGGUCUGGACUUACAUUUAUACCCUUCAGCUUGGUAAUCCUAGCGACCGUGCUGAAGCCGCGACGGAAUUGGGCUCUAUUGCUAAAAUUAAUGUUCGGAAUAAGUUCAUUAUCAUGGAGGAAGGUGGUGUUUUGCCUCUCCUUAAGGUUCUUAAGGAUUCUUCUUUCCCUGAAUGUCAAAUUGCAGCUUCCAAUGCUCUUGUUAACAUUGUCUCUGAUGAUGAUGAUCAACAAAGGAUCGUUCGAUUUCUCAUAAGCAAUCUUGCAGUUCCUGCUAUUGUUCAGGCUCUAUCGGAUGGAGUAUUCAGAGUUCGAGUUUCGGUUGCUAAUUUGGUCUCCGCUAUGGCUGAUCAAGACCUUCUUGCACGUGAGGAGUUUAUACUGGCUAAUGUGACUAAACCCCUGGUGUCGUUAUUGUCAAUUGAUAAUGUUAUUGAUGCUCGAAAUGGCAUCCAUUCACUAGUUCUCAAUAUGUCUGAGGUUGGAUAUGAUGGAAGCAUUUGCAGAGAAAGAGAAGCUGAUCAGAGCCCUGAGUUGAGGAAUGAUGUUAAAGUCAGUUGUGCUAAAGCUCUUUGGAAACUUUCUAAAGGGUGUCUAUUAGCUUGCAAGAAAAUUACGGAGACUAAAGGUUUGCUUUGUUUAGCUAAGAUUAUUGAGUCUGCAAGCGACAAGUUGAAGCUCAACUGUCUCAUGGCUGUUAUGGAAAUUGCAGCCGUGGCAGAGUCCAAUGCUGCUCUUAGAAGAAAUGCUUUUAGGUCUACCGCACCCGCGGCUAAGGAAGUUUUGGAUAAGCUUUUGAAGGUGGUUCGGGAAGAGAGUGAUUCUAAAUUCCUAAUUCCAGCUAUUAAGUCAAUUGGGUCCUUAGCUAAAAACUUUCCUGGAAAGGUUCCUCAUGUUAUCGGUCCCUUGAUUUCACACCUUCGAAAUAGGGAUUUAAAUGUGGCAAGGGAAAUAGUUGUUGCAUUGGAAAAGUUUGUUUGUGACGACAACUACAACCGCGUCGACCAUUCUAAGAUAAUCCUUGAGCUUGACGGAAUUCCCAAGCUAAUGAGGUGGCUACAAGUAAAUGAUCAUCAACAAGUGCAUGGCCUAAAAUUGCUUUGUUAUCUUGCGAUAAAUGUUGGCAAUAGUAAGGUUCUUGAGCAAGAGCAUGUAUUGAUUAGUUUGGAGAAAUUUGCUCAUUCUGUUUUAGCUCAAAAUCCUGACUUGAAAGAAUUGUUCGGAAAGGCUAUUGAUCACCUCACUCUUUUUCAGCCAGGAGUUCAUUAUUACAGACAACCUUUGGGAUUGUGACUAUAAUUACUUAUGGUCCUUGUAAUUAGUAAUGUUGUGACACAGUUGUUUGGUUUCUGCGUAGUUCUGUUCUGUAAUUGAGUUAGUGUUUGCAAUAUAUACAUGUGUGAUGAUUCCAUGCUCAUUAGUCAUUACUCAUUACUUGUUAUAUGCUAUACUCUUCAAGGAAAUGGGUGUACAUUAACACUAUUUAUGGAGAUUGAUGUAUGCCAUUUGGUUUCCUUUUAAGGCAAAAUAAAGGCUUGAUUUUGAUAGCAAGUUGUUAGAUGUUAAGUUAGUGGUGUGUGGGAUAUGAACUUAUCAUAUUGUUAUUAAGCCUUGUGCCCUUAUGACUAACAGUUGUUUGAAUGUUAGAUAUAAAAUUUCGAUCCGACAAUUGGAGUGUGGGAUAAAAUAGUAUUUCAGUGUUUGAAUUCAAAUUCUUUAAUGUAAAUUCAAUUACUUUUAGUCAAUGAAUUCGAUUAGAGGUGAAC